AAACCUUGUUGCUGCGCAUUUGUUCAUUAUUUAACAGACGACAGGCAACGAACACAUACACACAGAGCGAUAAAUAAAUCGAAGAAAAAGAUGGCUGAAAUCGAGAUUGACAGCAUAAUAGAAAAGCUUUUAAACGUGCGAGGAGGCCGUCCAGGAAAGAAUGUACAGCUCACGGAGCAGGAAAUACGAGGACUAUGCCUGAAAUCAAGAGAAAUAUUUCUUGCCCAGCCGAUGCUGCUGGAACUGGAAGCGCCAUUGAAAAUUUGUGGUGAUAUACACGGCCAAUAUUACGAUUUAUUGAGAUUAUUUGAGUACGGAGGCUUUCCACCAGAAUCUAACUAUUUGUUCCUUGGCGACUAUGUGGACAGAGGUAGACAGUCAAUAGAAACGAUAUCUUUGUUACUGGCAUACAAAAUCAAAUAUCCAGAAAACUUCUUCUUGUUGCGUGGUAACCAUGAAUGUGCAAGUGUUAAUAGACAGUAUGGAUUCUUUGAUGAAUGUAAUAGACGUUAUUCUCAAAAGUUAUGGAAAACAUUUACAGAUUGUUUCAAUUGUUUGCCAGUAGCAGCUGUAAUAGACGAUAAAAUAUUUUGUUGCCAUGGAGGAAUAUCACCAGAUUUACAGUCACUGGAACAGAUUCGAAGGCUUGCAAGACCAACAGACGUGCCUGAUACAGGUCUGUUAUGCGAUUUGUUAUGGUCUGAUCCGGAGAAGGAUGUUAAGGAUUGGGGAGAGAACGAUAGAGGUGUUUCUUUUACAUUUGGAAGUGAUGUCGUCAGCAAGUUUUGCAACAAACAUGAUCUUGAUUUGAUAUGCAGAGCUCAUCAGGUCGUUGAAGACGGUUAUGAAUUUUUCGCAAAAAGGCAAUUAGUGACCAUAUUUUCAGCACCAAAUUAUUGUGAUUUUGAUAACGCUGGAGGGAUGAUGUCUGUGGAUGAAAGCUUGAUGUGCUCAUUUCAGAUUUUGAAACCAAUGCAGAAGAAACUGAAGUACAAAUACGAUGGUAUAAAAUCAGAUAGACCUUUGACCCCACCAAGACUUCUCCAGAGAAAAUCCUCCGUGAAGGAAACAUGAAAAAAGUUUUAAAAUUUUCUACAAUUAAAGAGAUUGAUAUUGCAAAACUGAAGAUCUUACAGUGUCAUGACCAUCAUGGAUUCAAAACAUUUUCGUGUAAUUAUUUAAACAGUCGUGUUAGAGCAAGGAAAUGUCUAAUAUUUUGCUUCAUUGUAGCAAUACAUGUAUACAUAUUUUAUAUUCCACAAAGAUUCCAUUUGAAUCUGCACUGAAGAUGGACACAUUAUGUUUCUGAAUUUGAAGCAGUAAAGUUUUGUUUGGUUAUAUUUUACAUACAU
Messenger RNA from Ruditapes philippinarum (Manila clam), 1352 nucleotides. RefSeq names its product serine/threonine-protein phosphatase alpha-2 isoform-like. NCBI's taxonomy places the organism in Eukaryota, Metazoa, Mollusca, Bivalvia, Venerida, Veneridae. Gene Ontology annotation, cellular component: nucleus; cytoplasm. Gene Ontology annotation, molecular function: protein serine/threonine phosphatase activity. The record is from RefSeq and is a predicted model, not a curated record. The coding region runs from base 91 to 1074 and encodes 327 amino acids. The transcript is spliced from 8 exons.